AAUCAACUCUUCGUCCUCAUCCUCUUCCUUCUAUCCUCGUCAUUAUAAGUAUCCCUCACACUCCAACACAAAAAAAAUAUAAAAAUAAAAAUAAAAGUAAAAUAAUAAUAAUAAAUAAAUAAACUUUGUUUCUUCUUUUCUCUGUCGUCCCUUCGUUUCGUUCCCUCCAUCUUUCAUCUCUGUGUUGCAAGCUGCGACAACAAGUAAACAAGGCAUAAUAUAUAGUUGUUAUUAUUAUUACAUACAUAUAUUAUUAUGGGUUUUCUUGACAAACUUUGGGACGAAACGUUGGCGGGUCCCACACCGGAAACGGGUCUGGGCAAGCUCCGAAAGUAUAACUCCUUCCCCGCCGGUGGCGCCGCCGCCCGCUCAGCGCCGCCGCCCGACGUGCCGAUUAGUCGCAGCAUCACCAUUGUUCGAGCACCUUGCGGUCUCGGAACAACCGGUUCUGCUUCUUCUUCUGCGCCUACCACCCCUAAAACUCCGGAGACGCCAGGUGGUGAUUUCAAGAAGUUCACGAGGAGAAAAUCAACGGCGGAGAGUGCCGAGAAUAGAAGUCCGACAAUCUACGAUUGGUUCUCGAAUUUUUGUUUUUAUUUGUUUUUAGUUUCCACGCCUGUUGAGGAUCGCACACAUAACAUGCCCGUUUUUUCUUUUUCUUUUUUUUCUUUUGUGUCUAACUUUUCUUUUUGUUUCAUGGUUUGGUCGCAGGGUGAUUAUGAGUUCUAUGGAUCGCUGUUAAGAGGGGGAAAUGAGAUGUUUUGCUUUCAAAUUUCAAUAUCAUUCGGCAGAGGCAGAGGGAUUUACGUUUUCUGUAUAUACGCCAACAGAUAUUCCUAUUUCCAAAAGGAAUAAUCAUAUCAUAAUGCAUGCAACCUUAUUAUUAUUAUAUAUAUGCUAUAUGGUAACUACCAAUAAAAUGGCUCAGGUGAUAUUGCUGCGUCUUUCAGCAGAUUCAGCCAACGCUUCAUGGGAUUCUGGGGAUAUAUAUGUAACAUAGUAGAAAGCCCGAUUCUGUAUAUAUUUGUAAAUAUGGUUUUAUUUUUCUUUCUUUCACUCUUUGGCUCUUGUAAAUAUAUCAAUUAUGUACCCUCAAAUCUCUAUCUGUAGAAUUCAAUGAAGCUUGCUAAUUAGAGUCUAUUUUGGUAUAA
Molecule: messenger RNA, 1151 nt
Organism: Cajanus cajan (pigeon pea)
Lineage: Eukaryota; Viridiplantae; Streptophyta; Magnoliopsida; Fabales; Fabaceae
Source: RefSeq, a predicted model, not a curated record